Molecule: messenger RNA, 2001 nt
Organism: Tachysurus vachellii
Lineage: Eukaryota; Metazoa; Chordata; Actinopteri; Siluriformes; Bagridae
Product: 5,6-dihydroxyindole-2-carboxylic acid oxidase-like
Exons: 7
Coding region: 152-1768 (538 amino acids)
Biological process (GO): melanosome organization; melanocyte differentiation
Cellular component (GO): melanosome
Molecular function (GO): oxidoreductase activity
Source: RefSeq, a predicted model, not a curated record
GCCACAUUGUGUGUGAUGGAGCUUUUAAAGCGGUUUGUGUAAAACUCGGUUUGUGUAGAUUAUUAACAAAAAAACACGUUAACGUUCAAACAGAUAGAUAUCAAACAGUAAACAGUUUUAUUGUUGUUGUUUUUUUUUUAACUUAUUUACAAUGUGGACACAUGCCGUUUUAGUGCUCUCCUGUUGCGCAUUCGUUGUGCGCGCGCAGUUUCCGCGUGAGUGCACGAGCGUCGACGUUCUGCGCAGCGCGCGCUGCUGUCCGUCACCAUUCGGUCGCGUUAACGACCCUUGCGGCGCGAGCCUCGGCCGAGGGCAGUGCGUGCCGGUGCAAGCCGACUCGCGCGCUCACGGACCUCAGUACCCGCACGUGGGCCAAGACGACCGGGAGCGCUGGCCGCUGCGUUUCUUUACCAGCGCGUGCCGCUGUAACGGGAACUUCUAUGGCUUUAACUGCGGCCGGUGUAAACACGGAUUCACCGGAGCCAACUGCGAAACACCUGAACCAGUCGUCAGAAGAAAUGUUCUGUCUCUGAACCCGACGGAGAGGCGCGUCUUCAUCAACGCUAUGGACCAGGCCAAGCGGACAGUUCACCCGGACCUGGUCAUCGUCACACGCCGCUACGACGAGGUGUUCGGCCCUGACGGUAACAUCACCAUGUUCGAAAACAUCACCAUCUACAACUACUUUGUGUGGUCACACUACUACUCGGUGAGUAAGACGUUUCUCGGUGGCGGCCAGCCCAGUUUUGGCGGUGUGGACUUCUCUCACGAGGGGCCCGGGUUCGUCACGUGGCACCGCUACCACCUCCUGCAGCUCGAGCGAGAUAUUCAGGACAUGCUAGGAGACCCGAGUUUCGCUCUUCCUUACUGGAACUUUGCCAUCGGAGGAAACCAGUGUGACAUCUGCACUGAUGAUCUGAUGGGCGCCAGAAGCAGCUUUGAUGAAAAUGGCAUCAGCUCCAAUUCCAUCUUUUCCCAGUGGCGCGUAGUGUGUGAAAGCCUGGAUGACUAUGACACGCUGGGAACAAUCUGCAACAGUACCGAGACCAACCCUAUCAGGAGGAAUCCAGCAGGGAACGUGAACCGGCCCAUGGUUCAGAAGCUUCCAGAGCCUCAGGACAUAGAAGCCUGCCUGCAGCUGACCACAUUUGACACCCCUCCAUUUUACUCUACUUCAACGGGCAGCUUCAGAAACACCAUCGAGGGCUACAGCGCCCCCGAGGGUACCUACGAUCCUGUGGUGCGAAGUCUGCACAAUUUGGCUCAUUUGUUCCUGAAUGGUACCGGUGGACAAACACACCUGUCCCCUAACGACCCCAUCUUCGUCUUGCUCCACACCUUCACUGACGCCAUCUUUGACGAGUGGCUUCGGAGACACCCACGCGCUCAUGACUACCCAUUGGAAAACGCUCCUAUUGGCCAUAACAGAGACUACAACAUGGUUCCCUUCUGGCCACCAAUCACCAACGCAGAAAUGUUUGUAACUGCUCCAGAGAACCUGGGUUACUCCUACGAAGCCACCUGGCCCGGUUCAUCACCACAUGUGCUCACAAUUCUCUCUCCAGCCCGUCCCAUCACUCUGACUGAGAUCAUUACCAUCGCCGUCAUAGCAGCGCUUAUCGUCGUAGCAAUCAUCUUCGCCGUCACGACGUGUGCCGUGCGCUCACGGGCCCAUAACUCUGAGGGCCGGCAGCAUCUCCUCGGUGAACAGUACCAACGCUAUGACGAUCAUGACACACACAACAGCAAGGGCCAGUCUGUAGUUUAGGAAUUCAGGAGCUACAAUUUUGGCCUGUUUUGUAUAAUCCCAGUCAAAGAUAGAUGACAACACAGUCAUUAGAUUUUGUAUGUAUUUUAAAUGAAACCAGAAGUGCCUCAAGUUAUAUUUAGCCUGUGUCUGUGUGGACAACUAAAAAAAGGCACAAACUAAAAUCACGGUGCUAACAUUACUUCAGCAACUGUUGACUGUAAAUGUAAUCGAUUCUUAUUUUGUCAUUUUAA